Messenger RNA from Plasmodium inui San Antonio 1, 255 nucleotides. RefSeq lists its product as hypothetical. The transcript is spliced from 2 exons. Bases 1 to 255 code for a protein of 84 amino acids. The record is from RefSeq and is a predicted model, not a curated record. Lineage: Eukaryota; Apicomplexa; Aconoidasida; Haemosporida; Plasmodiidae.
AUGAAUAAAGCGAAGUUCCUUUUUUUGCUUUCCCUCAUUUCGCUACUCUGGAAAGGUGCAGACAUAAAAUGCUCAGCUCCCAUUGGAGUUGCUCCUGAAGGCCCCAGUUUCGCUGAAACGAAGGUACAAAUCCCACUUACUAUGCUAGAUAAACUCAGACAGAACGACUUCUCGCGGUUUCACGAAUUGAUGGGCAUCCAGAAUGAGCAAAUGAAUAUACUGAAAAAUGCCAUGCUGUCCAUGGAGGAGGUUUAA